Cygnus atratus (black swan) is the source of this 1206-nucleotide messenger RNA. RefSeq names its product somatostatin receptor 3 (gene SSTR3). The record is from RefSeq and is a predicted model, not a curated record. Gene Ontology annotation, cellular component: neuron projection; membrane. Gene Ontology annotation, biological process: neuropeptide signaling pathway. The coding region runs from base 1 to 1206 and encodes 401 amino acids. The transcript has a single exon. NCBI's taxonomy places the organism in Eukaryota, Metazoa, Chordata, Aves, Anseriformes, Anatidae. Gene Ontology annotation, molecular function: somatostatin receptor activity; neuropeptide binding.
AUGGACACUUCUGCUUUCAGCCUCCCCACGCCGGCAGUGUCAGAGGAGGGGAAUGCCUCUGGUAGCUGGGCAGGCUUCACCACCCCCAACAGCUCCACCACUGCCAGCCCCAGUGUGGUUUUCAGCGGAGUCCUCAUCCCCCUGGUCUACCUCAUUGUCUGCGUGGUGGGGCUGGUUGGGAAUUCCCUGGUCAUUUAUGUGGUCUUGCGGCACUCGGUGAGUGAAUCGGUGACCAACGUCUACAUCCUGAACCUGGCCCUAGCCGAUGAGCUCUUCAUGCUGGGCCUGCCGUUCCUGGCUGCACAAAAUGCCCUGUCCUACUGGCCGUUUGGGUCCUUCAUGUGCCGCCUGGUGAUGGCCGUGGAUGCUAUCAACCAGUUCACCAGCAUCUUCUGCCUGACGGUGAUGAGCGUUGACCGCUACCUGGCCGUGGUCCACCCCGGGAAGUCCUCCAAAUGGCGGACGGCACGGGUAGCCAAGGCCGUGAGUGCGACCGUGUGGAUGUUGUCAUCCAUAGUGGUGCUACCCGUGGUGGUCUUCUCAGACGUCCCCUUAGGGAUGAGCACGUGCCACAUCCAGUGGCCAGAACCUGCCUCGGUGUGGAGAGCUGGCUUCAUCGUCUAUACUGCCACCCUGGGCUUCUUCGGGCCGCUGCUGGUGAUUUGUCUCUGCUAUCUCCUUAUCGUCGUGAAGGUCCGCUCCUCCGGCAGGCGGGUGAGGGCUCUGUCCUCCAAGCACAAGCUUUCAGAGCGCAGAGUGACUCGCAUGGUGGUGGCUGUCGUGGCCGUCUUCGUCCUCUGCUGGCUUCCAUUCUACGUCCUCAACAUAAUCAAUGUCGUUUGCCCACUGCCUGAGGAGCCAUCCCUCUUCGGUGUCUACUUCCUCGUGGUGGUGCUGCCGUAUGCCAACAGCUGUGCCAAUCCUAUCAUCUACGGCUUCCUCUCCUACCGCUUCAAGCAGGGCUUCCGAAGGGCCAUCUUCAGGCCAUCCCGCCGAGUCCAGAGCCAGGAAGUGCCAGCAUGUCCGCCAGAGAAGACUGAUGAUGAAGGGGAAGAGGGAGAGAUCAGCAAGAUUGCCCAGAACGGCAAUGACAGGCAGGAACGACCACUAUGCCAUGGGGCAGGAGAGAGCAAUGUGCAAAAACCACUCCCUGAGCAGCCUGUGGGCUCUGAGAAGAGCAACAAGCUGCAUGUCAGUUAUUUAUGA